CAUCGAGCCAUUUCUUUCCCACCACCACCGCCGCCGCCAUAUUACUUUGCCCUCCUACUUCUUUCUACUAUCUGGGCUCCUUCCCUGGUGAUCCAACACUACGCUGGCGUAACAGCCCGCCCGCUUCAGCUUCUUCUCGGAAACAAGGCAGCCCGCUCGUAACGCCCAUGAAGUCAGCCCUCGCAGCAGGAGUGGUCGCCGUCUCGGCCCUCUCCGCCACCGCGGGAGUAGCAGGAGCAGGAGCGGCGGCGACACAGCCAGAGGUCUACCGCGUCGGGCGCGAGACUCCGGAGCCGUUCAACAGGCACGAACCGGUCUUCGGCUACGACCAUCCCGAGCGCCCCGAACGCGACUGGAAUUCCAAGUUUCCGAGGCCGCUUUGGUGGGACAAGAGACUCCGCGACGAUUGCGUUUACCAAGGCAAGUGCUACUUUGACCAAAAGGAGGACUGGUGCUACUGCGCUAUAAAAUACAUCGGCAAGAAUAAUAGUCCCUUCAACGAGCUUCAGGUGCCGUGCAGCGAGGAAACGGCGCAUUGUUGCAAGGGGAAGGAGAAGAACUCCGUUCUUUGCGAAGUCAAGUACGACGACACAGUCACGGCCCGUGACCAGGAAAACGUGCGCUGCGGACUGAAAGGGUACGGCAAAUCACCCUUUACUAAGAGCUAGAGGGGGAUAGGGUUUUGACGAAGGGAAAAAAAAGCCGAGGUUGGGGGAGACGAAGUACGAUUUUGGGUUCUGGCCUUGCUUCUCUUUCUGCUCGUUCUUGAGAUGGCGACUUUGAGGGACAUUUGAACUCAUGAUCUUCAGAUGAAUGGGGCGUGUGUACCUGAUCUGGCGGAAGCUUGUGUUCUUGAUUCUUUACCUUUUGCCGAUCCAAUAUAACACGAUAUGUCUUGAA
Purpureocillium takamizusanense is the source of this 900-nucleotide messenger RNA. RefSeq lists its product as uncharacterized. The transcript has 4 exons. Bases 168 to 668 code for a protein of 166 amino acids. NCBI's taxonomy places the organism in Eukaryota, Fungi, Ascomycota, Sordariomycetes, Hypocreales, Ophiocordycipitaceae. The record is from RefSeq and is a predicted model, not a curated record.